Molecule: messenger RNA, 2451 nt
Organism: Darwinula stevensoni
Lineage: Eukaryota; Metazoa; Arthropoda; Ostracoda; Podocopida; Darwinulidae
Source: the annotation of a GenBank genome assembly
AUGAACCUCGAGGAUGAGCCCAGGUCAGGCUGCCCAUCUGAAAUUGACGACGAGCAGUUGCAGCACACAGUGGAAGCCGAUCCGAGGCAAAGUACCCGUGACUUUGUGACAGCACUUGGCUGCGCCCAGUCCACGAUCGUGAUGCACCUGGCUGCAAUUGGCAAGAAGAGCAAGUUGGGUCAGUGGCUACCCCACGAUCCAACCGACUGCAACCAUGAACACCGUGCUGAGCCCUGUCAAGAGAUGGACAUUUUUGGAGAGAUGGAAAGUUUCUCAUCUGUGGAAGAAGUCCCUGUCCAUCAAGUUGCAUUGAUCUUCAUCAGAGUGGUAGAGGCAGGCCAGUACUGCACAUUUCUGAUUCAUGGGGAUGGUACUGUUUCUGCAUGUGGAAAGGGAAGUUAUGGUCGUCUUGGUCUUGGAGAUUCACACAAUCAGGCUGUUCCUAAAGCACUGACAUUUGAGCUCCCAAAUCCUGGGUCUGCACUCUUAGCUGUUCGCAUCAUCAAAGUGUCUUCAUCUAAAGGAUCUGAUGGUCACACCCUAGCUCUUACCUCUGAUGGACAAGUCUUCAGCUGGGGUGAUGGUGACUAUGGGAAACUGGGGCAUGGGAAUGGUAUCACUCAAAAAUAUCCAAAAUUAUUGGAAGGACCAUUGAAGGGGAAAAUGGUAACUGGAAUCUCUGCUGGUUAUCGACACAGUGCCUGUGUCACUGCUGAUGGUGAUCUGUAUACUUGGGGUGAAGGGGACUAUGGGAGACUUGGACUGGGUGAUAACUCAACUCGAACUCUUCCAACGCUGGUGAAUGAACUUUCUGGAGGUGCUGGGCAAGUAUUUUGUGGCAGUGCACACACAUUUGUAUUGAGCCAAGAUGGGUGCUGUGUUUGGGCAUUUGGAAGUGGCGAGCAUGGACGAUUAGGCUUUGGGCAGACAUCUUGUAUGAGAGUCCGUCAACCUCGACUCAUUGAUGCUCUUCAGGGUCUGGGAAUUCAAAAGCUGGCCUGUGCAGCCCAGGCUACCCUUGCCAUCACAUCUGCAGGUCAAGUACUGUCAUGGGGAAGUGGACCUUGUCUAGGUGCUGGGUGUCCUGAAGUUACUUGGCUUCAGCCAACUCCCAUUUCAAGCUUGACACCUUUGACCAUUGUUGACAUCUGCUGUGGUGAUUCACACUGUCUUGCUCUCACCAGAGACUCCCAGGUGUAUGCUUGGGGGAACAAUUCUAUGGGCCAAUGUGGACUUGGCCACUCUUCCUCUCCUGUGUGUAUCCCUGCAAAAGUUGGAGGACUGGAAGGUGUCCCUAUUCAUCAAAUCUCUGCUGGCACCUCUCACAGCAUUGCUUGGACAACUGUUCCUUUGGAUAGACAAGUUGUUUCAUGGCAAAGAGCCUUCAGCAUUGAUCUUCAUUCUCAGACGUUCUCCACCCUUUAUAAGUUUCUGGAGACUUUUGCUGCCAACUUGGAACAACAUCCUCUGAAUAUGCAAAACCUAAUAGACAAGUGUGUUGAACCUCAAAUCCAAGAAGAAGUGAGGCAUGUGAUUCAGGAUGGAGCUUCAUUCCUUCUUCCCUCAACAGAGGAAUGCGUUGCCAUGGUGCAUUCCAUAUUAUGUGAUGGUAGAAGAGGAGGUCAACUGAAGGUUCUAAGUAGUGGGAAGAGUCUAAUGCUACAGCUUUUGGUUCAAAAGUUGCAAGAACCUCAAGAGGCAUCUGCUGUAUUGUCUCACAUCUGCAAGAACACUCGAUCGGAGAGAAUACCCCCCGAGUCCAAAGAUGCACAUGGAUUUCAUGCAGUAGAUGUGGUUGAGCGUAUGAAAGGCCCAUCAAAGGAGGGUGAUCAACAACCUUACAGUCUCCUCUGCACUCUUCUAACGACUAGCUACUUCAAUCUUACCUUGAAGGUGACAUCCUUUGUUAAAAGAGAAGCAAAUGAGGAUGCAGCUGAGUAUGAGGAUGAGUUGGAAGAUAUCCAUAAAAUGUUGGAGGAUCUCCUUGAUACCCUUUUCUUUCACUUCCUUGCCCAGCUAGUGUCCAAGCAAAAUCCACGCAUGGUGUCAUCUUCAGAAGCUGAUGCCUUUAAGAAGCAUUUGAGUCUAUUGAUCAAAUUCUCAUGUCAAAUGUUUUCCACCUGUGAGACAGCUGUGAAUGUGUUGACUCAAGAUGCAAUAGCUGAGUUAGAGGAACUGACACUCCUUGUCUGUAAAACCAAUACUCUUUGCCAGGCUCUUCGAAGCAAGGGCUUCCUCCAGAGUGGACAGAAGAAUUCAUGUGGCCCUGCUGAAGAAAACCAUUCAUGGGAGUGGUUGGAAGAUAUCCUGCUCUCAGGAAGUCUUCUCUGUGGGAAGACCCAUCAUUUCCUCUUGUCAGGUUCUCAAUCUGAGAAGACGACCAGUAUAGAACCCAUUCAAAAUUCUCCACUUCUCUCAAAUGGCUUGGAUCUUCCUGUGCCUCAGCUUGGU